Molecule: messenger RNA, 966 nt
Organism: Lodderomyces pseudojiufengensis
Lineage: Eukaryota; Fungi; Ascomycota; Pichiomycetes; Serinales; Debaryomycetaceae
Exons: 1
Coding region: 1-966 (321 amino acids)
Source: RefSeq, a predicted model, not a curated record
AUGCAAUUAAUUCAAAAUUUAUACAAUGUUUUAACUCAGUCAAACAAAUUGUAUAAGGUAAUACAAAUCAUUCCGAAUGAUGAUACAAACCAAUUAAUUCUACACGAAGAAGAAGAUGUUUUAGAUAUUGGAAUGAGCAAGAAAACAUAUCUUGCAAUUUUUAAAGAGUCACACACAUACUUUCAUAAUUCAUAUGACAAAUCUACUUCAAAUUCACACGAUGACUUGCAAUCUUUGUAUUUAAUGACGUUAGGAUUUUUAAUCACAACAAAUGAACAUUCAACCAUCAUCAAACUUCAUGAGAAAGUAGUUAAUAAACUAAAUAAUCAAGAACAAGAUUUAGAAAUUAUAUCAUCAUUUUUAACUUGUAAACUGAAAAGAAUUAAUAAAAGUAGUUCCUUAUGGUAUUAUUUAAAAAAAUUGACUAUAUCACAAGUAUAUGUAAAGAAAGAUUAUAAAUUAUUGAAUAAACUAGUACUAAGAGCUUUAAAAAGUUGUAAAACUCAUUUUGCAAAUUAUUAUGCUAAUAAUUAUUUGAGAUGGAUUAUUAUGGUCAACCAGAUAAUGGGAAUGAGUAAUGAAUUUUUGAUACAAGAACUAAGGAGAGUGUGUCAUGCAAAUUUAUCAGAUAGUUCUUUAUGGGGAACAUUUUGCAUUUUGAUGAAGUCUCAUAAUGAAAAUGGAAUUGAAUUAAUUGUUGAGGAAUAUAAUAUGAUGACUGGUAUAUCUCUAGUUACAGAACCUAGUUCCCAGUCGAUUUAUCAGUGUAUGAUUCCAAAUGAGUUCAAGUGGUUAAUAAAUGUCCAAUGCAAGUAUUUGACACCGUAUCGAUUACUCAUUCAAUCAUGUGAAUCAAAUGAUAUUUUAAUUUCUUUGAGACUGAAGAUACAAGACAGUAAUCUACCUGAAGAUUUACGACAGUUGAUACUUAAUUCCAUCAAUCGUAAAGCAAACUCUCUUAUGUAG